Prorocentrum cordatum is the source of this 869-nucleotide messenger RNA. NCBI's taxonomy places the organism in Eukaryota, Dinophyceae, Prorocentrales, Prorocentraceae. The record is from the annotation of a GenBank genome assembly.
CAGGACGCUGGAGGUCGAGGAGCGGACGUCACGCCGCCGCGAGGAGCUCGCCCAAGACCUCCACGACCUGAGGGAGGAGGGGCUGCUGCUGCAGGAACAGCUGGCGGCCCAGCGGCGGGGCCUGAGGUACAGGCUUCGGGUGCAGCCUCAACGGGAGCGGCAGUACCUCCUGUUGGCCCUCGACGACGAGCGCGCCCGGCGCGAGGACGAGGCCGUCGCGGAGGCCGCGGCCACGGCCGCGCCGGGCGCGCUCGCCGACGGCGUCGCCGCCAGAGGCUUCGUGCGGGUAGCGGCGGAGGGCGGCCUCGAGGGACCGCCGCCCAGGCGCCCCGCCAGCGGGUCCGAGGACGGGGACUGGCCAGAGCCCGCUGUGUCAGACGUGCCAGGCGCGGGGUCCUCCCUGCUCGACGAGAUCGGGCUGUCGCCAGAGGCGAGCAGUGGAGCGAGCCCCCUGCUCAUCGGGUCGGUGGCGGCCGCCGGGGACUCGGGCGCCACUGGAAGACCAUGGCGCAGGCGAAGCAGCGCGCGCCGCGGGAGAGGAGGGCUUCGCUGGCGUCGUUCCGCCAGCAGGGGCUGCUGAAAUUCAACAGCAAGGGGAUCUGCCAGCCGAGGCCGAGCGGGACGCGUGGUGCUCGCGGGACCUUGCGCUGGCUGUUGCGGCAGGGCGUAGUAGCUAGGGGAGAUUUUGUCGCGCGUGGGGUGCGCUGGCCGAGGGGCGGCCCGGCGGCAUUGUGUAGUGUGUGUACAUAUGUGUACGUAUGCAGUCUAGCCAUGUUGAGGGGCGACGGCUAGGACCUCGUAGUCCAUUGAAUGUUGUGGAGCGCACUUGGGCGCGCUCGUGGUCCUACACCUCUCGCCCCCCCCCUCCC